AUGGCCCCUGCAGCAGCAGCAUCCGCGAGUGCCCUUAUUGACCCCAAUUUGUUCCUGUCAGCGAGCAGCAAGGUCAUGGGUGACGUUGCUGUCGUUAUGGACGAAUUCGGCUUACAUUUUAAAAUCCGUCCUCAUGACCGAGUUUUGUUCCUCAAUUCCCGAGUCGGUAACUACGCCAAGUCUUUCAUCGCACCUCUGCUUCCAUCGGAAGCUGAAAUGAUUGGGGUGGAGAUGAAUCCGACCAUGGUUGAUUACGCCCGUAAAAACUUCGGUGGGCCAAACGUUGGCUUCAUUCAUCUCGCGCCGGACAGACUCGGGGAUCUCAAAGAAAUGUACCCUUCGGGCUUCUCUCACAUCGUCUCUUUCCUCAGCUUGCAAUGGAUCAGAGAAUACAAGACCGUUCUGGGACAAUUGCAGCCUUUGUUGCGAGAAGGUGGGGUGCUUUUCUGUUCCUUGUUUGAAAACGCUCCACAGUUCGAUAUCUUCGAGUCAUUGCGCUCAGAUCCUGUUAUUGGACCCGUUGUGAAGAAUCCACCGGUUGCAAUGGGGCUUUUCGUGGGAAAAUCCGAUUCUGUAAAAAUAUUCACGAACGACCUGAAAGAAGCAGGCUUCAAACCCGAAGUCGUUCAAUCCCUGCUGCGGCUACUGCUUUUCCCGACGAUCAAUUCGCUGGACCGUUUCCCACGCGCGAUGAACCCUUUCCAAGGGUUCGUUCCGGAAAACGUGAAUGAGAAAAUACGGUAGUCAGCAGCGUUUUUGAAAAGAUGAAGUCGGCGGUGACCACUUAUCCAACGGAGAAGUUUCGGCCAAGUACACUAUAUUGCACUGCGUGGCUAAAAAAGGUGUAGCAAAAUCUUGGACAGCUCAUGCAAUCGAAGAGCGUAAGCAAACUGCACGUGGAAGCUGAAAGUGAAUCCCGACAUCACAUCAAACCGUAAUUUCGGAGAAUGCCAUUCCGUUCAGCUAGAGGAAAUCUUAUUUCUGUACAUUCUUCUGUUAAUUUGUCCUGAUUUUGCGUCGUUGCACAUACUAUUGUAUAUAUAUGUGUGAAAUAUACUACUGUACUUCCUCUCCCGGCAAAA
Notodromas monacha is the source of this 1082-nucleotide messenger RNA. The record is from the annotation of a GenBank genome assembly. Lineage: Eukaryota; Metazoa; Arthropoda; Ostracoda; Podocopida; Cyprididae.